AUGCUCCGCCGACAGGCUCGCGAAAGGCGAGACUACUUACAUCGCCGUGCUCUCCAGCUCCGUGACGCCUCAAUCGCCGAGAAGCGCAGCCUACUCAAGAAAUCGCUCGCGACAGGCAAGCCGCUCUCCACAGACGUCGCCAACGACAAGCAACUCAAGAAAGAUUUCAAAUACGAUGAGUCGCUAGAGGCCGCGCGCGAGACUAUCGACGACGAAUAUGCCGCCCUCUCCGGCAUCGUCGACCCCCGUCCGCUCGUCUCGACGUCCCGCUCCCCCUCCACCCGUCUCUCGGCCUUCUCCAAAGAAAUUCGCCUGCUUCUCCCUACCUCGAUUCGCCUGAACCGCGGUGGCCUCAUCCUACCGAAUCUCAUUCACAGCGCCAAAGCCGCCCAACUCAGCGACAUAAUCCUCCUUCACGAACAUCGUGGCACCCCAACUGCCAUGACCAUUUCUCACCUACCCCAUGGCCCAACCGCUUCUUUCUCGCUCCAUAAUGUCAUGCUCCGGGCGGACAUACCAAACGGUAGCCGCGGCACUGUCUCCGAAUCAUAUCCCCACCUCGUAUUUGAGGGCUUCACCACAAAAUUGGGACUGCGUGUGGUCCAGAUCUUAAAACACCUGUUCCCUCCACGAGAUGGACCCCAUCGCGUUGGGAAUCGAGUUGUGACUUUCAAGAACGUGGAUGACAGUAUCGAGGUGCGACAUCAUGUCUUCGUCCAGACGGGCUACAGAGAUGUUGAAUUGGCCGAAGUUGGGCCUCGGAUGACUAUGCGCUGCUUCGAAAUUAGAGGUGGUACGCUGGAGAAGGAUAGCGGCGGCGAGAAAGAAUGGGCACUUACGCAAUUCACGCGAACUGGCAGGAAGAAGACGUAUUUGUGA
This is a messenger RNA of Cyphellophora europaea CBS 101466, 879 nucleotides long. RefSeq lists its product as uncharacterized. The transcript has a single exon. Gene Ontology annotation, cellular component: nucleolus; small-subunit processome; Mpp10 complex. Gene Ontology annotation, biological process: rRNA processing. Gene Ontology annotation, molecular function: snoRNA binding; rRNA primary transcript binding. The coding region runs from base 1 to 879 and encodes 292 amino acids. The record is from RefSeq and is a predicted model, not a curated record. NCBI's taxonomy places the organism in Eukaryota, Fungi, Ascomycota, Eurotiomycetes, Chaetothyriales, Cyphellophoraceae.